AUGGCUCGCCCACCGCCAAGCCCCCAGCGCAUCCCGCACAGAAGGAAGAUCCCGAUCUUCCCUGAGCGAACCUGGGGCUGGAGGACCCAGACCGCCGCCACCCAGGAGCCACCCAGGGGCCGCAAGGUGCCCUGGGGGGCCCUGGUGAGGGCCUUGGGUCACUUCAGGAUGUCCCUCCCGGACAUCCGCCAUCGGGAGAGGAUGCUGAACACCCACGACCCGGUGUCCUUGGACAGGUUCCCUCGGCUGUCCGAGGACCAGGAGGAGGAGGAGCCUGAGAUAAACUGGGGGGACCACCAGCCCCUCUCCAAGGUCCCAUAUAAAAUCCUGGCUGGGCAUGAGCAUGCUGUGAGUUCCUGUCACUUCUGUAUGGAUGACACAAAGAUCGUUAGUGCCUCCUUUGACCGCACUGUUAAAUUGUGGGAUGCUUUUGAUGGAAUUGUGAUUCGAGAUUUUGAACAAAGCCCCAAAGCUCCUGUCAUAGAGUGCAGCGUCACAGCUGACAGCAAAAGGGUUGUCGCCUCAUCCUAUGACAAAUCAGUAAGGGUUUGGGACACGGAAACUGGCAAACUGCUGUGGAAGGUCAGAUACGACACCUUUGUCCUGUCCUGUAAGUUUUCACCUGAUGGUAAAUACGUGGUCUCAGCCCUAGAUUUGGAUAAUGGGAUCUGCAUCAUGGAUGCGAAAGACAUCACCACUGUGAUUCAUGUGAAACGUCACCACAGAAGGUCCAUCACAGCAUGCUGCUUUGACCCCGAGAGCCGCAGGAUAGCAUCUGUCUCCUUGGACAGAUGUAUCAAGAUCUGGGAUGUCACCACUCAGUCCACACUGUUCACCAUCAAGAAGGCACACUUAAAUGCCAUCUCAAACUGCUGCUUCACCUUCAGUGGUCAUUUCCUAUGUACCACUUCCUGGGACAAAAGCUUAAAAAUAUGGAAUGUACACACAGGGGACUUCCGGAACCGAGGAGCUUGUGUCACUCUGAUGCAGGGCCACGAAGGUUCCGUGAGCUGCUGUCACUUUGCCACAGACAACUCUUAUCUCAUUUCUGGAGGGCUGGACAACACCGUGGCUAUCUGGGAUGUGGGAGAAGGCUUCCGGAAGCUGUCCCUGAAGGGUCAUACUGAUUGGGUGAUGGAUGUUUCAGUUAGUAGUAGCAACAAAUGGAUCCUGUCAGCUUCAAAGGAUAGGACCAUGAGACUGUGGAAUAUUGAAGAUAUUGAUGAAAUUCCUAUGGUGAUAAACUCCAAAAAAGCUAUGGGCUUGAAGAUGAAACAGUGCAAACAAUGUGACAAGCCUUUCUCCAGUGAAAGUGACACCCCCUCUGAGAUUUUCACCAAGUGUAUGUUCUGCCGGAAGGAGGAAGAAGAAGAUGACCAAGCCCAGGUUUCUUUUUCACCACAAGAUAACAGCCAGGCUGACUGA
This is a messenger RNA of Dipodomys ordii (Ord's kangaroo rat), 1425 nucleotides long. RefSeq names its product WD repeat domain 88 (gene Wdr88). The coding region runs from base 1 to 1425 and encodes 474 amino acids. Lineage: Eukaryota; Metazoa; Chordata; Mammalia; Rodentia; Heteromyidae. The record is from RefSeq and is a predicted model, not a curated record. The transcript has 11 exons. Gene Ontology annotation, molecular function: protein binding.